Messenger RNA from Exophiala viscosa, 1592 nucleotides. RefSeq names its product Golgi phosphoprotein 3-domain-containing protein. Bases 295 to 1353 code for a protein of 352 amino acids. Gene Ontology annotation, cellular component: cytosol; trans-Golgi network; Golgi cisterna. Gene Ontology annotation, molecular function: phosphatidylinositol-4-phosphate binding. The record is from RefSeq and is a predicted model, not a curated record. Gene Ontology annotation, biological process: retrograde vesicle-mediated transport, Golgi to endoplasmic reticulum; Golgi to plasma membrane protein transport; Golgi vesicle budding. NCBI's taxonomy places the organism in Eukaryota, Fungi, Ascomycota, Eurotiomycetes, Chaetothyriales, Herpotrichiellaceae. The transcript is spliced from 4 exons.
AGAUCCACCCUGCCAUCCGGUCUUCGUGUUCUUUGGUUUCUGACCGAGACGCAGUCAACAUCGAUCUAGGCUCUUCACCGCACUAAUUCGCCAAAUCCUUACUACCUGGUAGCUCAUUCAUUCAGAUUACAAUUGCAGAUAUUCGAUCAUGUACCAUUAGGUGAACUCCACCUAUUAAGGCUGAUCACCACCGAGUCCACCUCAUCGGGAUCUUCGAAAACCCAGGCACGAGACACCUGCAGCAUCACACUUAGCUCCUACAACCUCCACUCUUGACACUGUCCCAACAAGUUGAUGGCCUCCCAAGGAGGCCUCACGCGACGGCGUGGAGCAGGAGGAGUAUCCUCACCCAACGGAGAUGAAGAGUCCUCAAGUCGUGUCGGUUCUCCUGUCCCUAAGAACUUCAACGACCGCUCCCCCGAAACCGCCUACGAAAACAGCGAGAAUGGUCACAAAAUCGCCUACGACCCUAGAGACAUCAGCGAAAAUGCGGAGCGCAGCAAGCAACCUAAAUUGACGCUGAUGGAGGAGGUGCUAUUACUGGGGCUGAAAGAUAAGCAGGGAUAUCUAUCGUUCUGGAACGACAACAUAUCAUAUGCCCUACGUGGUUGCAUAGUGAUCGAGCUCGCCUUCAGGGGUCGCAUCAGCAUGCAGGCAGAUUCCGCCCGAAGACGGUUCCCCUUGGCCGACAGAAUCAUCGAAGUAACCGACGACACCUUGACAGGAGAAGUUUUGUUAGAUGAAGCUCUUAAGAUGAUGAAAUCGAGCGAAAAGAUGAGCGUCAGUUCCUGGAUUGAUCUGAUGAGUGGCGAGACGUGGAACCUCAUGAAGAUCGGUUAUCAGUUAAAACAAGUCCGAGAAAGACUCGCAAAAGGACUGGUGGACAAAGGCAUCCUGCGCACCGAGAAGCGCAACUUCCUGCUCUUCGACAUGGCUACACAUCCGGUGGUCGACUCCGGCGCGAAGGACGAGAUACGAAAACGCGUACGGAACGUAUGCUCGAAUCGCACUGUCGUCCUCCCUCCGUCACAAUUUCUUCCUGCAGAGCUGGAUUUCAGAAUGCUGCGGACCAUCAGUAUGAUCUGUGCUGCUUAUGCGGCUAACGUCCUUGAAAAUGCUUUGGUGACAAUGAGCCACGAAGCAAGAGAAAGAGCUUUUGCACAUGUCGAUGAACUCCUUGCUGAGUAUAGCCAAUGGCCGUUCGCACGGAGGGCUGGUGGUGGCCAAGGCAUAGGAGCAAACAUUGGGCAGGUCAUCGGUGAUGAGGUGGAGCAGAACAAGGAUAAGGAGUUACAACUUGAGGUGGUCGCUGCAUGCUUGAGCGUGUUCACGAGGCUGGACUCUCUGCUAUAGGGACUGCUUAUUCGGCCUUGGACCGUCGGACACCACAAUUUGCCCGUAAUGAAAGGCAAGAAAAAGGAUGCUAGUCUGGAAAAUGAGGUUACCCACCGCUUUAGGCCGGUCGAGGCACGCAGCGACCUAGGCGUACACAUUUCGACCACUUUGUCUGACAUCCCGGACCCUUUGUUCAUGGCCACCUGAGCCAUUUCGAAAUGAGAUAAUUCUGUCCGUAUUCACAGAUUCUCCAUCUA